AUGAAGCUUAUGAUUCAGGAAUAUAUACAACAAUGUGAGGUAUGCCAGAGAACUAAAAGUGAGCACAUUUCCAAACCAGGGCUACUACAACCUAUUCCAAUUCCACACAAUGCUUGGGAGGAUUUUAUUGAAGGGUUGCCACCUUCAGCAAAGCACAACUGUAUUCUGGUGGUGAUUGAUAAAUUUACUAAGUAUGCUCAUUUUAUCCCACUGUCACAUCCCUACACAGUGGUGCAGGUGGCUAAGAUAUAUUUGGAUCAGGUUUAUAAGCUUCAUGGUCCUCCUAAGGUGACUAUUUCUGAUAGAGACAAGUCCUUUACUAUUCUAUUCUGGCAGGAGUUAUUUAAGCAGUUGGGGACAACUACACUUUUCAGUACUGCCUAUCAUCCAGAGACAGAUGGACAAACUGAGAGACUCAACCAAUGCUUAGAACAGUAUCUCAGAACCUUAUAUGGUUAUAAGGCUCCUGUGUUAAGCUGGUCAGGGGAUUCUAUAGUGGAUGCAGUGGGAGAGGAAGUUUACCUAAAAUUACAGCCUUACAGACAGACAUCACUCGCUUUAAGGAGAAACCUGAAGCUUGCUGCUCGAUUUUUUGGUCCCUACAAAAUACAGAAAAAAAUUGGUCAGGUUGCAUAUCGACUGGAAUUGCCACCAGAAUCAAAAUUACAUCCAGUGUUUCAUGUUAGUUUGUUGAAAAAGAAAAUAGGGAAACCAGGACUUAUCUCGCUGAAUCCUCCAGAAACGUCUUCUGAUGGGCAAUUGAAGAUUUACCCAACCGUAGUCUUGAAUUCACGAGAGAUUACUAGACAAAAUCAGCGGGUCAGGCAGUUCCUUAUGCAAUGGACAAAUAUGGGAACAGAUGAUGCUACUUGGGAAGAUUAUACGGUGUUGAAAAAUCAGUUUCCUGAUUUUGAUCCUUGGGGACAAGGAUCAUCUGGUGGAGGGGGUAUUGUUAUGAUGGAAGGGAGAUUAGGGUUUGAUCAGAGGGAAUUGGGGAGUAAUCGAGGAAGGAAAAAGGGGGGAAAUUGGCUGGAAUUGAAAAAUGAAAAGGAAUUAGGGAUUGAGGCGUCGAAAGGAAUGGGGUGGGGUGGAUUGCAGGAGCAGGCUGAUAUCAUUAAACCUUCAGCCAAAUGGGCCCAGUCAAGUAAUGACCCAGAUCAGAGUGAAGUGAAGGAAACAGGCCAGCACGUGAGCCCACUUGGAGAUAUCCUGUGA
This is a messenger RNA of Hibiscus syriacus, 1215 nucleotides long. RefSeq lists its product as uncharacterized. The transcript has 3 exons. NCBI's taxonomy places the organism in Eukaryota, Viridiplantae, Streptophyta, Magnoliopsida, Malvales, Malvaceae. The record is from RefSeq and is a predicted model, not a curated record. Gene Ontology annotation, biological process: DNA integration. The coding region runs from base 1 to 1215 and encodes 404 amino acids. Gene Ontology annotation, molecular function: nucleic acid binding.